This is a messenger RNA of Pezoporus occidentalis (night parrot), 2512 nucleotides long. RefSeq names its product torsin 1A interacting protein 2 (gene TOR1AIP2). The record is from RefSeq and is a predicted model, not a curated record. Gene Ontology annotation, cellular component: membrane. Gene Ontology annotation, biological process: membrane organization. Gene Ontology annotation, molecular function: ATPase activator activity. The coding region runs from base 571 to 2154 and encodes 527 amino acids. Lineage: Eukaryota; Metazoa; Chordata; Aves; Psittaciformes; Psittacidae. The transcript has 6 exons.
UUUAGUUUAAAUUUGCAGCGUUGUUACUUAAUGCAGGCAGCUGACGGUCAUCCAGUUUGCCAGAAAGAAACUGCGCACGAUCGCAUUCAGAAAUACAGCCAAAGAAAAGAAGUUACAGUUUCCUGAACGCUCCCGAGAACGACUGCGGAAAAUCCGCCCGCCUUUGGUGAGAAGGAGCGAAGGAGAACUACAGCUCCCAGCAGCCUGCCGGCAGCCGGGGAAGGGCAGAGUUCACUGUCACGUUGACAGUGGAGGACUAAGGGUGUGCGUCGGGUGCCGGGGCUGUCCGGCCCCCAGCGGAGCCGAAAGGCCUCUGGGAAGGGCAAGUGGAGUGGCCAGCGCUGGCCUCCUCCUGCCGCCCCUGCUUCACUUCGGCGCCCUGAGCAGCUCCGAACCUGCCCGGGUUUAUGGGCAUUUAAUAGCAACUCCCAAGACCUAGACAGGAUGGUGUCUGUGAGGAGGGUAGGAUUUGAUCAGCCACUCAGACAGCAGGGAGAUACGUCUUCUUAUGACCAAAGAAGAAAGUGAAACAAAACGGUGCAGAAGCCAGAGCUCCAGGGAAGAAAGAAAAUGGAAGAGAAUCCAAGUGUGGAUCUCUCUGGAGCAGGGCCAGCCCAGGAUGAGGAUCAGAGCACAGCAGGGCAUCCUGUCCACCAAGAGCCCACCCAAGAAACACUUGAGCACCAAGUGGCAAGCAGGUGGCCUGAGACCUCCUGCAAACUAGAGGAGGACUCUUCAGUAUGUAAAUCACCAACUCCUGAUGGAGACACAACACUGUCUGAUUUAGCUGGCCCCACAGCAGAGAAGGUUAACCAGGAAGCUGAAAUAGCACUGGAAGAAUCUGGGAAAACAAGUGAUGGUGUCUCCAAAAGAUGCCAGGAAGAAGAUGACUUGGAUGAAGCCAAGCUGGCCCAUGAUAAAAUGGACAGCAAAGGAGACAGCCCUGUACAGCAGGAAACAUGGGAGGACCAGGAGAUAAGCAGGCAAUGUGAAAGCUCCUACACAGCAGAGGAAGAUGCUUCAUCAAGAAGCAAGUCACUAAGCUCUGACAGUAAAGUGACACAUUUGUCUGUGACUGCCACAGAAGAUAUCACAAAGGACCCCUUGCCAGAGAAGAGCACCAGUGCUCCUCUCUUAGAUCAGGAGCCAGAAGAGAACAUGGAGCAAGAAACACAGGAAAAUGGAUCCCAAGGCAUGUUAAGGAACAGACAUGGGAUGAAAGGGCACACAUCUCCAAAGCCAGAGGCUCAGUCCUGCUUGGAGAAUAUCACCACCCAAAACACAGACCAGGAGAAGGCAAAAAAGUCCCUCUUCCUGAAAGGUGAGGAAAAGAAGCUUCCCUUGCAUGUUACUCAUCGACUGGAAGGCCCUGAUCCUCCAGGAACAAGGCUUAUCACCUUGAGCCUUCUAUUGCUUGGUCUCUGCCUACUCUGCUUCAGCAACCCAACCUCCAGUUCCCAGCAAGCCCCCAAGAACCCCACAGUGGAGGCAUUCCUGUUGCAGUUCAACCAGCUGCAGGAGAGGUUUCCGGGGCAGAGUCCUCAACUCUGGCUUCGUGGGCGCAAGUUCCUGCAGAAGCACCUCAAUGCAUCUCACCACACGCAGCCAGCCAUCAUUAUCUUUACAGCUGCCCGCAAGGGUGAGCAGACCUUGCGAUGCCUUAGCACCCAUGUGGCUGACACCUACUCGGCUGCCCUACAUGGCAGCACGGUCCAGAUUGAUGGCAUGGGGAAAUCCAGGCUCCAGAGUGACAAGGCCAAGCUGGAGGUGGACAUGGAGCUGAGCUCAGCUUUCCAGGCUAGGAGCCAUGCUGCAGUGAUCCACCGCUUUGAGUUGCUGCCGGCAGGGGCCACCCUCAUUUUCUACAAAUAUUGUGACCAUGAAAGUGCUGCUUUCAAGGACGUGGCCCUGCUGCUGACUGUGCUGCUGGAGGAGGAGACGCUGGAGACCCACAUCAGCCUCCAGCAGGCGGAGGAGAGUGUCCGCGACUUCCUCUGGGCCAAGUUCAUUGACACCAGGACCCCCAGCUCCCAUGACCACAUGGACUCUGACAAGUUCAGUGGGCUGUGGAGCCGCAUCUCCCACCUGGUCCUACCUAUCUACCCAGUGCAGGCCAUCGAGAAGGGAGGCUGCCAGGUCCACACCAAACCCUAGGGGCAGAGGCUGCCAGAGCCCCAGAGGAGGGUUGGACAAUGGUCCUGUCAGCUCUGGUGGAGGCAUACACAAACAGUGCUAUUUCUUUUCAAUUUGUUUCUUGCAUCUUCCUGGAAAGAGUUUGACAGGUAUAAGUUGAUUCAGGCUGUUUGCCAGCCUGGAGAUGAUAGAUUGCACACUUCCUUCUGGCAGAUGGGAAGAGUGGGUACUCUAGACUGCUAAUUGCACAGGAGAACAUUGCUGUGUGGGGAGGCAGGAGGGAAAACAGGACUUUGCAGGUAGCAUUUCUAUCAGAAGAUACACAAAUAACAUACACAACUAGUAUUCCAGAAAGAUACUUCAGUAUCUCUUUCAUUUC